Messenger RNA from Fusarium pseudograminearum CS3096, 1992 nucleotides. RefSeq lists its product as uncharacterized. Gene Ontology annotation, biological process: glutamyl-tRNA aminoacylation. NCBI's taxonomy places the organism in Eukaryota, Fungi, Ascomycota, Sordariomycetes, Hypocreales, Nectriaceae. The transcript has 5 exons. Gene Ontology annotation, molecular function: glutamate-tRNA ligase activity; ATP binding; zinc ion binding. The record is from RefSeq and is a predicted model, not a curated record. Bases 1 to 1992 code for a protein of 663 amino acids.
AUGAGAUUAUUGUUGAGCCGCUCAACACGGCUACCGACAAGCCUUUCACAAGCUCCGAUCCUUCACUGUUCAACAAUACCAAUUCGUCGAGGCUUUACCAGCUCACUGGUUCGACACGAUCAAAAUUCUGAUGCAGCAGCCAAAGCUUCACCAGCUCAGAGUAACACGGACGCAGUCUCCGAAGAAGUAAAGCAAAAUAGCCAACCAGUCAAGAAACCCUCAAGAUUGGCAGCCUUGAAGAAACGUAGCCAGACAUCAAAUACCAGCAGGACCGGGAUUAAAGAGGAUGAGACAAGCCAACGAUAUAUUCUUGGACAAUCAGACGACAAGCCAAUUCGUGCGCGGUUUGCGCCUUCUCCCACUGGAUAUCUGCACUUGGGCUCGCUCAGAACGGCUCUCUUCAAUAAUCUGGUAGCAAAGGCCACAAAGGGAGGUGAUUUUAUUAUACGAAUUGAGGACACUGAUCAGAAUCGUUUGGUGCCUGAUGCUGAAGAGCGUAUCUUCAAAGAUCUUGAAUGGGCCGGUCUGUCAUGGAGCGAAGGUCCCGACAAAGGCGGCCCGUAUGGCCCUUAUCGUCAGUCAGAGCGUCUUGAGACCUACAAAGAGCACACUCAUACCUUAAUCGAAAACGGCUCUGCGUACCGCUGCUUCUGUAACCAGUCGGUGCUCGAGGCCCAGAAGCGUGCUCUUCAUGACGCCGGCAAGUCCACCGCUUACCCAGGCACAUGCCGCUCAGUCCCACGUUCCGAGUCCGAUGAGCGAGCUGCCAAGGGUGAGGCUCACGUUGUACGACUGAACUCGGGCCUCUUCGGUAUGCCCAAGUUCAAAGAUGCUAUCUAUGGCCCUUUUCAGAAGAAGGAGCCCGAGGAGGACUUUGUGCUCAUGAAAACCGAUGGCUUUCCUACUUAUCAUCUUGCGAAUGUAGUUGACGAUCAUCUCAUGAAGAUUACUCAUGUUAUCCGUGGCGAGGAAUGGCUCAUCUCGACGCCCAAACAUCUGGCUCUCUACGAAGCUUUUGGCUGGGAACCCCCGACUUUCGCUCACCUGGGUCUUCUCGUUAGCAAUGAUGGAUCAAAGCUCAGUAAGCGCAAUGCUAGCGUUAACCUCUCGACAUAUAUGGACCAAAAGGUCUUUCCCAUGGCCUUACAAGCCUGGCUCGCCAAUCUGGGUGCUUCGUUCAAGAAAGGCGUCCAGACACCACGCUUCCUCGAAGAUGUGGCUGAUAACCUGACUUACAAAUUCACGCGAGGUGGUAUAAAACUCAACCCGCAAAAGCUUGACUUCUUUCAGCACGAGUACCGGAACCUCCUAUUUAAAACCCCUGUGUCUGACCACACCUCUCGCGAACAAGUUCUUAUUGGGGAAAGCCUACUCGAACCCCUUAUCAGCAAAGUCCACGAAAUCACCUCGUCUUCAAAGGACAACACUGGCAACUAUGUACCGAUCCAACCACGCGGCACAUCUCUCAAUUGGCCUGGAGUUUUGACGCCGGUUCCAGCUAUGCUAUCAUCUGAAUCAUCGCAACAGUCCUAUGCCUUUCAAACACUUGCCCAAGAAACCUCACGGUACGCUUCCGCGGAUGACAUACCGCGUCUGCUGCCAUAUCUAUUCUGGCGCCCUCCUAUUGCCAUCUACCGCGCGGCGCUCGCUGCCGAGACUCCACGUCCUGAUUUGAUCAACCUCGUUCAUGAAACGGUCAAUUCAACAGACAGUUGGGAAGUGGCUCUCGACCGCCUCUUGGAGCGUGUCCCUUCUGAUCAAUCCACCGAUCUGCAUAGUAUUCUUCGCCUCGUUGCUGUUGGCAGCCCACAAGCUGUCGCCAAGGCAUCUCGCAUCUUAUUCAACAUCUUGGGUCAAGAUGAGUGGCGAGUUCGUACUACCCAAGUGUGCGAUUUGUUGCAUGAGUUGGACUCAGGGGGCGAGAAUCUUCGUCAAAGAUGGAUAGACGAAGCUGCGGCCAUGACUUCAGAGACCGACGCCGUCGCUGAAUAG